Messenger RNA from Helicoverpa armigera (cotton bollworm), 4965 nucleotides. RefSeq names its product P protein. Gene Ontology annotation, cellular component: membrane. Lineage: Eukaryota; Metazoa; Arthropoda; Insecta; Lepidoptera; Noctuidae. Gene Ontology annotation, biological process: transmembrane transport. Bases 354 to 2810 code for a protein of 818 amino acids. The transcript has 17 exons. The record is from RefSeq and is a predicted model, not a curated record.
CUUGAUAAAUAUUUAUAUACCAGUACAGAAUCGAGCGCGGAAGGACGCACACGCAUCGACGCGCGUCACGCCAAACCAUAGUGCAUUCCCGCCAAAAUACACGUCAGCUGUCAAAAUUGACAUCUGUCAAAAAGUUUUGUGAUAAAAAAGUGUAAUAAAAUUGUUGUUUUGUGUUUUAAAACGUUGGUUUUCACACUAGGCUGAACAACAAACACCUUAGCCCAAAAACCGUUACACUUAAAAACCCAACUGUCAAACACACAACAACAAUUCGAAAACCUAACCUCAAAAAUCUCAGUAUAGAUGAAGUAAAAACAUAAUUAUUAUUAACUAGUCAUGCUAAAAUAACCAUAAUGGACAAGUUGGUGAAGAGUGUUAAAUCUUGGCGUGCUCCUAGGCCAAGUGAGGACCUGUCUAGGAGUCAGUACUCCUUGGUGUCUACGGACCUGACGGAUGGAGCGGUUCAACUGUGGCUGGGGUUACCAGAUGAGGUCAAAUAUGACCCUGCUUUGGAGCAGUUUAGACAACACUAUGAGAAGGAACAUGGUGGCCUCGGCGUCUCUCGCAAGACCAAGAACGGUUCAUCCAAGAGACUGCCGUGCGUGAGUUCUGCUCCACAUCUGAACAACAAUGUUCACAGCACUAAGGAGGAGAUUGCCUUCCUCAAUGGCAAGAGUCUCCCGCCUACUGAGGAGAAGAAAGAGAAAAAGGAAAAGACGAUAGAAGAAAUACCUACUCCCAAAAAGAAAACAAAGAUGGCUCAAGCUGGUCACCUACUGAAGAUGACAAUCCUGGUGGCGUGCUGGAUGUUCUUCACCGUCGUCUUCCUCAUGUACAACGAGAAGGAACAGCUCAGCAGGCACUCUUCAGUAGCCCCUGGUGAAGUCAAGAGUUACACUCUUCAAACAGAUAAAGAUCAACUCUCAGUACUACUCAAACUAACCGGACCAUUCGUGUCUGAACAAAAUGAGAAGAAAUUAAAUUCUAGUGAUAAGCUGAACAUGCCCAGAAUGGAUGUGUGGCUUGAAGGAGACGGCUAUGAGGCUUUCAAAGAAGAUACCAAUCAGUCCUCCCACUGGUUACUCUACCUGGACCCUCACGACCAAAUAGACUUCACCCUCGGGGAAACCAGGUCCCAGGUCCUCAAACUGGAUCCCACCACCACCAGAAGAUCCCCCAAUGUCAACAGAACUGUGUAUGCCGUGAAGAUUUCCACCACAGCGAAUACGACGACCCCCUUUGCGCUGAGCUAUAGCUUAGACCCCAUAGAAUUGUCAACGGGGGUCAUUUAUGCCUGUAUGCUUCUGUGCGCGCUUUAUAUACUUAUUAUUUUUGAGAUUAUAAACCGCACCAUGGCAGCAGUCCUGGUCUCCACCACAUCAUUGGCAGCUCUAGCUUUAGCUGGUGAAAGACCGUCGCUCCCGGAGCUGAUCUCCUGGUUGGAUGUAGAGACUCUACUGUUGCUGUUCAGCAUGAUGCUUCUAGUCGCUAUCAUGGCUGAAACUGGACUAUUUGAUUUUUUGGCUGUUUUUACUUUUGAGGUAACAAAAGGCAAGAUUUGGCCGCUUAUAACUCUUCUAAGCGCCAUCACGGCCAUCAUAUCUACGUUCCUGGAUAAUGUUACAACUGUUCUGCUCAUGACUCCUGUUACCAUCAGGUUAUGUGAAGUAAUGGACCUGGAUCCCAUACCUGUGUUGAUGUCUAUGGUGCUGUUCAGCAAUAUAGGGGGCACAGUUACCCCUGUGGGUGACCCUCCAAAUGUCAUUAUUGCGUCCAAUAAGGCUGUUGUACAAUCUGGUAUCAAUUUCACAAACUUCACGUUACACAUGACGUUCGGUAUCCUGCUGGUCUGCAUACAAACCUACUUCCAGUUCAGGUUCAUCUACAGAGACACUGACAAACUCAGACUGAAUGAACCGAGAGAUAUACAAGAUCUCCGUCACCAGAUUUCCAUAUGGCGUCGAGCAGCGGACUCCUUACCUCAUCUCAGCAGAGACGAGCUGGUAGUCAGGGAGAGACUGGAUAGGAAGGUCAAGAAGCUGACUGUGAAGCUGGAAGCUUUGGUUAAGGAGACGAAGAUCAGAGCCUGUCCCAAAGACUGCUUCGAAACUAUGUUGGCCGAUAUGAAGGAUAAGUACAAGAUAAGAGACAAAGUGUUGCUGAUCAAGUGCACGGUGGCCAUAGCGUUCGUGGUCACUGUGUUCUUCUUACACUCCAUACCCGAGUUCAAUCGCGUGUCCCUGGGCUGGACGGCUCUGCUGGGAGCUCUGCUGCUGCUGACGCUGGCUGAUCGCGAAGACCUGGAGCCCAUAUUGCACAGGAUCGAGUGGUCCACGCUGCUGUUCUUCGCUGCACUCUUUGUGCUUAUGGAGGCACUAUCCAAAUUGGGUCUCAUUGAAUACAUUGGAGGACUAACAGAAAGCGUUAUCCUGAAGGUGGAUGAGAGUGCAAGAUUAGCAGUGGCUAUCCUUCUCAUGUUAUGGGUAUCAGGAGUAACAUCAGCCUUCGUAGACAACAUCCCUCUAACGACAAUGAUGGUACGAGUUGUGACUUCAUUGGGUAACAAUCCUACACUCAACUUGCCUAUGGCUCCUCUUAUAUGGGCACUAUCCUUUGGAGCUUGUCUUGGAGGUAACGGCACUCUGAUCGGCGCGAGCGCAAACGUGGUGUGCGCAGGAGUGGCUGAACAACACGGAUAUAGAUUCACUUUCGUACAAUUCUUCAAGAUCGGCUUCCCUAUCAUGAUUGGUCAUUUAAUAGUAGCUUCAGGAUACCUUAUGGUAUGUCACUGUUUAUUCGAAUGGCAUUAAGAAUCCAAAAUUUAUGUUUUUGGACAAAAAUCAACCUAAAGCUGUUGGCUUAAGAUUCAAUUUCGGUUGCAAAUUGUAAAUAGCGAAAAAGUAUGUAUUUGGACAAAAGUUAACCGUAAGCUGUUGGCAUAAGAUUCAAUUUCGGUUGCACAAAUUGUAAAUAGCGAAUGUAGGAGUGAAAAGACAAGACGUUAAAAGUAUUUUUAUUGUGAUAAUUUCUUCUAAGUUUGGUAAAGGCGUUUAUGAGUUAAAGGAUUAACACAAAUAGGUGAUAAGGUAUGGAUUGAAAGAUAAAUUUAUGAAAAAUUGGUGAUUAAAAUUUCAAGUUUUUGAAUUCUUGAGUAGGUAAAGGCAGGCUCUUCUUAUAUGUAGUACAACAACCAAGUAAAAAAAACUAAAUUUGUUAAUUGAUAUUGACACUUUUUUUUAACGUUUUAUUUACCUACUUAAAAUUUUGACCAUUCUUGCUCUAAACCUUUUUGAGUACUUUUAAAUUUAUUAAAAUAUAAUCCGUCCAAAUUCUGUAGUCAGUUAAGUCAAUUUCAGGAAAGAACAGGUGACGGUUUACCAGAUUGAAUUUAAAAUGACUUUAGAUUGACAACCAGUCUUACCAAAGGGUAUCGGGUUGCCCAGCUAACUGGGUUGAGGAGGUCAGAUAGGGCAGUCGCUCCUUGUAAAACAUUGGUACUCAACUGCAUUCGGUUAGACUGGAAGCCGACCCCAACAUUAUAGGGAAAAGGCUAGGCAGGUGAUUCAUAAAUUUUCAUCCAGAAUAUUUCGUGAAAAUAGUUUUCUUAAAAAGACAAUGUUUUUAAUUGUUAUUUUUUUUACUUACAGAGCUUAUUUUAAUUUUGAGCCUUUUAUAUACAUAGUUUACUUAUACGCUAAUGUUCCUGGUAAAUGCCCAAGUCUUUGGCAAACUCGCCCAAGAGUUUGGCAAAAACGCCCAAUUCUUUGGAAAACACGCCCAAUUCUUCGGCAAAUAAGUUUUGUUAAUGGCAAAAAUGACCAAUAAAUGGCGUUUUUUGUUUUGUACAAAUAUUUUAGUGUGAUAUAAUGUUACAGUAUUGCUCUAGAACAAAUUAUUGAGUAAGAUAUAUUUUAUUUAAAGUUAAAUAAUUGUAAUUUAUUUAAUGAACGCAAUCAAAUGAAUAGUUUCCUUUAGUCGGUUCACAGUGAUUUGCACCUUUAUCGUCAAAAGUUAAUGAUAUGAUGAUGAUGAUGUCCUCCUAGCCGAUUAUCGGCUACGGCGGCUGUUCUCAUCUAAGGAGAUCAGCCAGCUGCGAAGGACAUAUUAUAGUGCACAAGCAUUUGCUUGGACACAGGUGCACUCACUAUUCCUUCACUCUCAUAGCGCGAUGGGACGGCAAUCCGACACCACCGGAGAGAUCAGGUAAUAAUGGAUUAAGACAUUAUUUAAUAGUACAAACUAUUUAUUUUGUUUAAUUAUUAAUUUUAUAACUAAAUAUAAUGUCACUACAUUACACUUAAUCGUAAUUUUACAUUUUAGAAUUUCAUCUCAAAAGUAAAAUAAGUAACAUAUAAAAUAAUAAAAUGUAAAAAACCAUAUAUAUGAUAUUAAACCUUUAUUGAACAAAAUCCUAUUACUUAUGAUGGAUUUUGAUAAAACUUGGUAGUAAUAUAUUUAUAUUAUAUGUUUGUAUUACAAAGGUCUCUUAUAUGUAUAUAAUAUUUUACAAUGUAUAAAAUGAAUGUAUUUGUAAAAAUCCCAAUUAUGGUGUUUGCUAUUUCUUAUGUUUUUUUAUUAUUUAUUUUUGAAGACGUUUUUAUUGUAAAUACUUCUUGUCAUACUUAUAACAAUAUUGUUAUCUACAUUUUAUUUAAAUUAUAUAGGAUUUUUUAAUGCAGUAUUGGGUUGCCCGAGUAACUGGGUUGAGGAGGUCAGACAGGCAGUCGCUCCUUGUAAAACACUGGUACUCAGCUGCGUCCGGUUAGACUGGAAUCCGACCCCAAUAUAGUUGGGAAAAGGCUAGCCAGGUGAUGAAUAUAGCUUAUACAAAUCAAAAUAACAGACUUCUUUUAUUUUUUUGUACAGCCUAAAUUGACAGACAAUUUUGUUAAUGUUAUAUUUGGAGUCAAAUUAGUUUAUAAAUGACGUAAUAAUUAUAAGUUAAAAUAAAAGUAAUAAGAGUGA